AUGAUUUUUAAUAUUUUUAAGAAUAUUGUAAAAAAUGGAAAUAUUAUAAGUAGGAAAAAGCCCAUUUUUGAAAAUCAUGUGAGAUAUAUGAAAAAUAAAAGAAGAGGGCUAAAGGAACAACCAAGAAAGAAACCUUUAGAUAUAGAAAAAAAAAUUAAAAAUCCUGAUAAAUAUGAAGAGAAAAUGCAUUUUGAUAAUCUUUGUAAAGGUGAAUUGUAUUUACCUGAAUCAUGUAAGGCAAGAAAAUUAGCUAUGUUGUGUAAUCGUUUAUUUUAUUUUAAUAUAAAUGAUGAAGAAUUAUUAGAAAGAUAUGCUCAAAGAGCUAUUGUUAUAGCUAAUAGUAUGGGUACUAAAGAAAUUUCCUUAAUAUUAAAUACAAUGAGAAAAUUUAAUCAUAAAAAUGAAAAAUUAUUAGAAACAUUUGCUAAAUAUAUACCGAGUAAACUCUAUAAAGGAGUUCCACAAGAUAUAUCUUUAAUAUUAAAUGCAUAUGCUCAUUUUAAUUAUAUUGACAAAAAUUUAUUUAAUAGAAUAUGUGAAGAAAUACCUCAUAAAAUUCCAUAUUUUGAACAUAAUCACAUAUCAAGUGUUAUUAAUGCAUUUUACAAAUUAAAAAUAAAAGACAAAAUUAUUAUAGAUGAUAUGGCUGAUGAGAUAAUUGAACGAAUUAAUGAAUUUGAUACAAAAUCUUUAACAAAUAUUAUUAAUUCCUUUUCGAAAUUAAACUAUAAAAAUGAAAAUAAGAAAAUAAUAUGGGAAAAAUUUAUUGAAGCGGUAAAAAAUUUAAAUAAAGAAUUCAACUUUUUAGAAGUUGUGUUAAUCACUAAUGCGUUUUGUAAAAAAAAAAUGAAAAAUAAAAAUAUUUAUAGCUUUUUAAAAGAAAUUUUAAUUUAUCACAUUUUUGAAAGAAAAUCAUUAAAUUCCAAUAAUGCUUUUCUGCUUUGUACAGCUGCUCACUCUUUUGCUUGUAUCAAAUUUUAUUCUAAAGAAUUAUUCGAUUUUAUUAUUUCAUAUUUUUCCGAUGAAAACAACUAUAUAUCAUUAGAUACUCAACACUUUUCUCAAUUAAUUUAUCCAUGUUCAGUGUUUAAUAUAAAAAAUCCACUAUUUGUUGAUGUUUUUAUUAAAAUGUCAUGUAAAAAAAUAGAAAAUAAAGAAUUAAAUGAACAGACAAUAUCUACCAUUGCAUAUUCAUUAGCUAAAUUAAACAUAAGGGAUACAAAUUUUUUUGUUUUAUUAUCUUCUUAUAUUAUUAAGGAAAAAAUAAAUUUAUCUACUCAAAGCUUAAGUUUAAUUUGUUAUAGCUAUUCUAAAUUAAAAAUAAAAUCAGAAAUUUUAUUUUACUUUUUAUCUAUUCAAAUAUUUCAAAGUAUGAAUAUGCUAACUAAGCAAGGUUUAUCUAUUAUUUUAAACUCUUACGCUAAUUUAAAAAUUUUUAAUGUAAAAUUGUUUACCUUAAUUAAUAAAUAUUUGAAUCUUUAUGCAGACAACUUUACAAAUGAGGAAUGCCUAUUAAUUUGUAAAAAUUAUGAAAAUGCAUUAAAAAACAUGAAUGAUGAAAUACAAAAUAAAAACAGUGACAAAAAUGUAGUUACUAGAAUAUCUAAUACAAAAAAAGAAUUAAGUAGUUUUGUUAACACUUUAAAAGAAAAAAUAGAAUAUUUUAAAAAACAUGGUGAUUUAAGAUCAAAUAUUUCUUUAAAAGAUGAUGACCAUUUUUCUUGGAAAAAUAAAAUUCAUAAAAAUCACAAAACUGAAGGAGAAGAAAAAGUAGAAGAUGAAAUGGAUGAAGAAAAUGAGGAAAAUUUUUUUUCUAUUUUUAAUCAAAAUGAUAUUAUUACUGAUGAACCAAAAGAUAAAAGUGAAGAAUUUAACUAUUUGAUAAAUUCAGAUAAAUUAUCGGAUACAUUUGAUGAUACCCAAGAUGUUAAGAAAAAAGAAGAUACUUUAAAAAUUUAUGAAAAAAUGUUUUUAAAUAAUGUAGAAAACACCGAUAAUAAGAAAAUUUCUUUAAUGAAUGAAGAAUUGAAUAAAAAUCUUCAUUCUAUUUUAGAUAAUGAAAGUAAAAAAAUAGAUAAAAACAAAAUAUCUGAAAAUAGAAGUGCAAAGAGUUUAAUUGAAUUAAUGACUUCCAAUAAGCCACCAAUAAUAAAUUAUGAUAAAGAAAAUUUGAUAAAAUCAGCUGAACAAAUAGAAACAGAAUUUAUAAAAGCUUACAUAAAUGAAAAAAAUGAAUCUAAUGAUAAUAAUAAAAUUGGAAGAAGUUCAAAAAGAAGAAAAAAAAAAGUUGAUAAAAUUUUGUCUAAAAAAUAUGAACCUAUAGAAGAUAUUAAUACUUUGCAAAAAAAAUGGAAUAAUUUUUAUGAAAAAUGA
Molecule: messenger RNA, 2373 nt
Organism: Plasmodium gallinaceum
Lineage: Eukaryota; Apicomplexa; Aconoidasida; Haemosporida; Plasmodiidae
Product: conserved Plasmodium protein, unknown function
Exons: 1
Coding region: 1-2373 (790 amino acids)
Biological process (GO): regulation of mitochondrial mRNA stability; mitochondrial RNA processing
Cellular component (GO): ribonucleoprotein granule; mitochondrial matrix
Molecular function (GO): RNA binding
Source: RefSeq, a predicted model, not a curated record